CGUGACCAAGGCGGUCCUGGUCGCGCUCUUCAUCUUCGCCAUCUUACUCAUCCUCUACGUGAUCCUGUGGUACAUAUGCAGGGACGUGGACUGCGACCAUGGCAUCUGAGCGCGUGCGGCGAGAUACGCGCCUAUUCGAGCGGACCGGUGGCCGAAGGGUGACCCUGUUUUGCCCAGACAGCAUGGAAGGGUUGCCAUAGUGACGGGAGGAGCCAGAGGAAUGGGCUUUGAAACUUCUCGACACCUGGCGAGUCUGGGCAUGCACGUGGUCAUCGCUGGAAAUGAGGAAGACGAGGGUCUGGCUGCGGUGAAGAAGAUUCAGGAGGAAACAGAUCAGGGGAAAGUGGAGUUCAUGUACCUGGACUUGGCCUCCUUGAAGUCUGUGCGACAGUUUGUCCAGAGGUUUAAAUCCAAGGGUCUGCCUCUGCACGUUCUCAUCAAUAAUGCGGGUGUUAUGCUAGUCCCGGAGAGGAAGACGGAGGACGGUUUUGAACUGCACUUUGGACUGAAUUAUCUGGGCCAUUUCUUGUUAACCAACCUGCUGCUGGACACGUUGAGGAAGUCAGGCAAGAGCGGGCAGUGCUCGCGCAUCGUCACUGUCUCUUCAGCCACACAUUAUGGAGGACGCCUCGAUCUGAACGACCUGCAGGGCAGGUCUUGUUACUGUGCCCAUGGGGCGUACUCUCAGAGUAAGCUGGCGCUGGUGCUCUUCACCUACCACCUGCAGGACCGGCUGUGGGCUCGAGGAGAUCCAGUAACAGCCAACGCUGUGGAUCCUGGCAUGGUGGACACGGCCCUGUAUGAAAACCUGUGCAGCCCUGCCCAGCUGGCCAAGAGACCUGUGGCCAAACUGCUCUUCAGGACGCCGGCCGAAGGAGCCUCCACAGCCAUUUACGCUGCAGCUGCCUCCGAGCUGGAGGGGGCUGGGGGGCUCUAUCUGUACAACGGCCGCAAGACCGAGUCCUCAGUGACCUCCUACGACGAGCAGCUGCAGGGCCGGCUGUGGAUGCAGAGCUGCGCUCUGGUGGGGCUUCAAAAGGCCUGAGGAACUGGAAGAACCCGGAGAGCUUCGGAUCAACAUAGCAAAGCCUGAAUUCCU
This is a messenger RNA of Colossoma macropomum (tambaqui), 1099 nucleotides long. It is a transcript of the gene dhrsx, whose product is annotated as dehydrogenase/reductase (SDR family) X-linked. The record is from RefSeq and is a predicted model, not a curated record. NCBI's taxonomy places the organism in Eukaryota, Metazoa, Chordata, Actinopteri, Characiformes, Serrasalmidae. The coding region runs from base 221 to 1045 and encodes 274 amino acids. Gene Ontology annotation, molecular function: oxidoreductase activity. The transcript is spliced from 7 exons.